CACUCUCCUCCUCCUCCUCCUCCUCCUCCUCUGUUUCUCUGCUGCCCGGGUCUCAGAGAGAGAGAGAGAGAGAGAGAGACGGAGUGAUCGAGCUCGAGACGGAGAGCGCAGAUUACAGCGCGUGAGAUGUGGGAUCUCUACGCAUGGCUCGGGGCUUUCUUCAUCAUCAUAGCUCUGCUCGUCGUCAUCGUCUUCCAGCUCAUGUGCUUGGCAGAUCUGGAGUUUGAUUACAUAAAUCCUUAUGAUUCCUCAUCGCGUAUAAACAGAGUGGUGAUGCCAGAGUAUAUUGGACAAGGAGUGCUAUGCUUCUUCUAUCUCGUAACAGGGCAUUGGUUUAUGUCCCUGUUAUGUGUUCCAUAUCUAUACCACAACGUGCAAUUGUACAUGCAAAGGCAGCACCUUGUUGAUGUCACGGAGAUAUACAACAUGCUCAGGUGGGAAAAGAAACAGCGGCUUUUCAAACUGGGUUAUCUGAUUUUGUUGCUCUUCCUCUCCAUAUUUUGGAUGAUCAUGGGUGCGCUGAACGAACACGAUUGAAUUGGGAAAUCACUUGUUGUCUGAAGUUAUUCGGUUUCGGAUGGGCUUGUGUUGGCGGUCCUCGUGGGUUACUGCUUUAACAUGACGACGGGGAUCUGCGGAUGCUGAAAACUCUCGGGGAGUUUGGACUCUGUAGGAUUUUAGGGUGUUCUGUUAAUUUAUUUGAAGUGAGAUUUCGAGGAAAUUUGCAGUGAUUCCUCCUCCUCCUUCUCUUCUUAGGCUGUAGGACUGUACUGUUGACUUUUGUAUCUUUGCCGUCCUAUACACGCAAUUCAGGCGCGUACUUGGAAUGAGAAUGCAUGUUCUAGAAAAAUUUACUCUUUGGCCAAGAGUAGAAUCAUUCGUCCCUGAAGGGGUCUAUCAAAA
This is a messenger RNA of Syzygium oleosum, 903 nucleotides long. Its product is annotated as protein cornichon homolog 4-like. Lineage: Eukaryota; Viridiplantae; Streptophyta; Magnoliopsida; Myrtales; Myrtaceae. The record is from RefSeq and is a predicted model, not a curated record. Gene Ontology annotation, biological process: vesicle-mediated transport. The transcript has 4 exons. The coding region runs from base 127 to 537 and encodes 136 amino acids.